AUGAGGACUCCUUGCGUUAUGAUAUUCGGACUUAUUUUAGUCCUUGUUGGUUGGCUCUUCAAUCUGAUAGCCACGGGUGCCCCGGCAUGGCGAGAGGUGAGGUCAACUGUGGGCGGCGAACUCGGAGAAGUUAUUCACCAGGGCAUCUGGGAUAUCUGCAGAGAGCGCUUACCAAAAGAGUUCACUUGUUUGCGACAAGAUGAUGCCUACUUCAAAGAAGAGAUUGUUAAGGCUGCAAGGGGUUUCAUGAUAGCCUCAGUUAUUGUAACAGCCCUGGGGAUACUGCUGUCAGUUCUUGGGGUCCGAUGCUGGCGAAGAUCUCCGAACUGGCUUCUCGCAGGUUUGGGAGGCAUUGUGGUAUCUGCUUCGAGCUUAUUCGCCAUCAUCCCGAUUGCUUGGUACACCAAUCAGGUGGACAAAAUAAAAGCACCAGGUACUGAUAUUCGGGUGGGCUACUGCAUUGUGCUGGGUUUUAUCGGGAGCUGUUUUGAAUUUAUCGGGGGUGGAUCUUUGAUGAUAUGCCUGUCCCAGUUAUGCGGUGGUGCAACCCAACUGCCCCACAGAAAGUGCAAUUCGCCUCACGCUAACGGAGUCCCGAGGUCAACUAUUAGAACUGUCGAUGUACCAGAUUUAAAUGAGCGACCUCAUCACCCAACGCUGCCAAGACAACUUUUUCAGAAGGACCAAAGUACUUCAUCGCCUGUCCUCUCAUCUCUGCACAAAAGAACUGAUAUUGACACCUUUAACAAUGACCAAUCGUUAUACACAGAGCUUUGAUAAUGCAUAGUAAACGUAUGUGCGUAUCAGUACAUAGAUUUUGUUUUACGAUAGGCUAAUAAUGAAAACUCAAAAUGAAGAAAAAGCUUCUAUUUAUUUUCAAUUUAUAAAUCUCUUUCUUUAUACGUAUAACCAGAAACCUUCUUUUUAAAAUGAUUUUAUGCAGGCUUGCAUUGUUAUAAAGCCCAGAUGGUAUAAUUUUAAAAUCAAUUUUCAUAGUAUUUGUGAUUAAAUAAUAUUAUCUCUGCAUGCUGGUGUUCAAUAUAUGCUAUGUUGUAUGGUGGUUUUCAGUUUGAGAAAAUUUAUUUUGAGAAAAAAACAGGGCUUUCAAUAUAGUUUUCUAUUUAUAUCGUAUUCAUGUCAUUUUCUUCUCUGAAUAUACAUUUUGAAAAUCACACUUUUUACUUUGUAAAAUGAAAAGCACGUGUUUGUAAAUGACUUUUCUGCACAUUUCUGCAUAAGAAAGUUAAUUAAACAUCACUGGCUAAGCAUUUAGAAAUUAAAUACAUGUGCUUAGUGAACAGUUCAUUUAAGAAACUGCAA
Molecule: messenger RNA, 1320 nt
Organism: Lepisosteus oculatus (spotted gar)
Lineage: Eukaryota; Metazoa; Chordata; Actinopteri; Semionotiformes; Lepisosteidae
Product: claudin-23-like
Biological process (GO): cell adhesion; bicellular tight junction assembly
Cellular component (GO): plasma membrane; bicellular tight junction
Molecular function (GO): structural molecule activity
Source: RefSeq, a predicted model, not a curated record